GGUGUUCUUUAUCUAUCCAUCUCUUGGAGUUUCAUUCAGGACUCCGCCCGCUUGCAUCGCCUUCGACCAGACCCCGUUCAUCCUUCCGAAAUCCAUCCACUACCAAUGUCGAUGCGCUGGUGAGCUGAUGUGUAUGCGUUGUUGCGCGACUCGAUUUAUUCAAGAUGUCUUCUCGGGGGUCGAUCCCUCGCCGACGGCGCCGGUCUGAUGACGGCGAUCAUGACGAUGUGAGUGGUGUUAGUGAGAGAGCGUCUUCUAGGCCGAUGAGGAGUUCGCGCACGUCGUCGCAUCGCUCGGGGGAUAGUAAACGGCUCCGAUUAAGUACUGAGGAGCCUGAUGUGGAGGAUGCGGUGGUAGAGGUUGAAGAGGAAGUGGAUGAUCAUCAUUUGGGGUAUCAGGGGUCAGAGGAACUGGGUGAGGGUUCAGACGAAGGCCAGGACACCCAGGAUGAGGAGCUACAAGAGGAAGUGGUGGAAGACGGACAAGGCAGUGAGUCUACGAACAGCCAGGACGAAGAUACAGAAGAAUCUGAGGAGACAACCGAUGGAAAUUACGAGUCCGCAAGGGAUGGGACCUUGAACGAUAACGAGGCCCAAGCGGGAGCUGCAGAGGCGAUAGGAACACUGGACGAUGUAUCACAAGAAGGGAACGAUCAGGAUCCUGAAGAGUCUGAAGGCAGCGGGAACGAAACGGAAAGAUAUCAUCCUGCGAAGUCGACAGGCUCUAGGCUUUCGAACAAGAGCAACGCCGGUGCUGCAACUGCAGAGUCGACAGUGACCCGACAUGCCUCGCAGAAGGGAAUCACCCAGACGGGAAAUGCUCAUGAGGGUACUGAAGACGAUCAAGAUAGCGAUAGUGCAGAUUCAGAGAGCGCUGACCGUGACACCGAUGAAUACGUCGCGUCAAACGCAGCAGGGUCCGGUUCUAGCAAGCAUCAUAGCACCCAAUCUGCGGGAACAGAAUCGACUUUAUCGCAGAGUGGCCUGCUUUACGGAGGGCCGCAGGAAGCGUAUAAGCCAGGUGCUAUUGUGCGUAUCAGAGUGACGGAUUUCGUAACCUACACGUCUGCGGAAUUCUUCCCUGGCCCAAAGCUGAAUAUGGUUAUUGGUCCGAAUGGUACCGGAAAGAGUACCCUUGUCUGUGCGAUAUGUCUAGGUUUAGGAUGGGGUCCACAGGUACGGUAAUCUCUCGUAUACAGUAUAGCACGUGCCCUAACAGGUCUUCC
This is a messenger RNA of Aspergillus welwitschiae, 1225 nucleotides long. RefSeq names its product DNA repair ATPase SMC5. Gene Ontology annotation, molecular function: ATP binding; ATP hydrolysis activity. Gene Ontology annotation, biological process: double-strand break repair via homologous recombination. Bases 165 to 1184 code for a protein of 339 amino acids. Gene Ontology annotation, cellular component: Smc5-Smc6 complex. The transcript has a single exon. NCBI's taxonomy places the organism in Eukaryota, Fungi, Ascomycota, Eurotiomycetes, Eurotiales, Aspergillaceae. The record is from RefSeq and is a predicted model, not a curated record.